AUGAUUGAUUUAGGUAUAUAUCCUGAGUUUGCUCCUCAAAACAAGGACCUCGACAAAGCUGGAGAAGACUUCCUUUUCCAUUUCGGGUUUGGAACGAAGACCAUGGAUCUGCCGAAAGUUUUUGGCGAAAUUAAGUCAUUACAAGGCACUAAAAAUGCAUUUCUGUUUGUCUGUGCUGGCGGUUCUCAAAAUAGAAUGAAGCUGUUUGCCGAAACAUUUGCCAAAGAAUGCAAGCUGGAAUGCAGCGAGAACCUUUCGAAAACCGAUCGUUUCGUACUUUAUAAGACUGGAAAAGUUUUAUGGGUGAACCAUGGCAUGGGAUGCCCAUCACUAAGCAUUAUGCUCACUGAGAUGUUAAAACUUAUGUACUACGCUAAGGCAAAGGACUUCAGAUUCAUUCGUCUCGGGACAUGUGGAGGAUUGGGAUUGGAAGCGGGAGUAGUGGUUGUCUCCAAAAAUGCACUCAACCAUGAGCUUAACGAAAAAUAUACACAAUGGGUAGGAGAUAAAAAGUUUGAGCGCGAUACGUAUCUUGAUGAAGAAUUACGAAACGAACUCAUCGCCACAGCUAAGGAACAACAGAUUCCCGUUGAAACGGGACUGACUUUAUGUUGUGAUGAAUUUUACGAAGGACAAAUGCGUAUUGACAGCUUUUUGCGUGAGUAUGCGCCAGAAGAAAGGUACAUCUACCUCAAAAAAGCGUACGAUAAAGGUGUGCGAAACAUUGAAAUGGAAAGCGCAUGUUUCGCAUCCAUGACGUUCCGUGCAGGAGUUAAAGGUAAGGCAAGGUUUGGAAAACGUUACUGCAAGGAUCUUCUUGUUAGAGCGCAAGUUACGCGUAAAAGUCUGGUAGCGUUUUUGCUUAUCGUUAGCACCAAAGAUACAAAAGUGAACCAGAAGAGAGGUAUACCGGCAUAA
This is a messenger RNA of Cylicostephanus goldi, 918 nucleotides long. The record is from the annotation of a GenBank genome assembly. Lineage: Eukaryota; Metazoa; Nematoda; Chromadorea; Rhabditida; Strongylidae.